AGCAGAUUUCCUUUAUAACUAAAUACGUGAGCGACGAUACUUUAAAAGUUUCGCUUAUUAAUUACAGCUCACUCGAAGGCGAAAGGAUUUUACACUACUAGGACCCGUGACAAACAUCGACCAAUCAAAAUGAAGUAUACGUACCACGUGACUGCCAUGCACAUACUCGUUGUUCUUUCAAUACGAGUAUCUGAAGCCCGGGAUUUACGAGAUUUGACAGACCUUCCACCACGGACGGGCCUCUUGUUGUCAGCGUUGUGUAUUGAAGAUGGGGAUGUGAGGCCCGCUUGUUUAGAAGAUGUGUCGUCUCUAUCCAUACGCCAAUUCCUGGACAAAGUCAUCGAAGGCGUUCGAGAUAACCAGAGAUACGGUGAUAUUCUACGUGAUUUGGCAAUAAACAAAGAUGACGUCAUACAAAACGACAACGUCAUCCCCGAAAAACGAGGCCGAUCAAGGAACGGGAAUGUUUCCGGUUUUUAUUCGAACUGGUGAUUGGCUGAUUUGAAAAUCUUGCUGUCACGUGACAUUUUAUCUUGGUUUCUUCCAAUGAAAAUCGUUAACAAUGCCUAUUAAAUAUGACUUGGAUACAAUCAAUUACAUGUAGGCUUAUACUACAGACAUUUAAUAAAAUACAAUAUUCAAAACAUAAAUACAAUUACAUUAAAACUAUCAAAUGGUGUUAAAUAACAGUUAAAUCACCCAAAGUGUAUUUGAAUGAUACAUAUGACUUUUACCGUUCUGUAAUAAAAUAUCUUUUUUUUCACUUAUGAAAACACGAAUUCAGUCAUUUUAUCUAAAUUUGAACUGUAAUUUACUA
Mya arenaria is the source of this 817-nucleotide messenger RNA. RefSeq lists its product as uncharacterized. Bases 130 to 492 code for a protein of 120 amino acids. The record is from RefSeq and is a predicted model, not a curated record. The transcript has 5 exons. NCBI's taxonomy places the organism in Eukaryota, Metazoa, Mollusca, Bivalvia, Myida, Myidae.